GUGUUGCGCCCAAAACGGAAGUGAUCACUUCUCGAUUUUGUUGCAGCUGCUGCGAGCUGCUGUGAUGGGACAGAAUAUGAUGUAGAAACUGAAAUAUAACGGUCUUUUCAAGCUUCUUUUUAAGUACAAACCCACUUUUUACGAGUAGAUAAAGUGUCAGACGGAUCCGACGAGAUGAUUUUGGCGGCGUACUUGUUUUUCUCGGUGUUUUUGUCGGUCGGAGCAGCUAAGACUGGAGGGGAUGACGACUGGGUUAAUCUUGCUAACAAAUGUGAAGUCUGUAAGUUUGUCAGCAUCGAGAUGAAGUCGGCGUUCGAUGAGACGGGGAAGACCAAGGAAGUCAUCGACACGAACUACCGCUUCAUAGACGGCAAGGGGGCGCCGCCAGUCAAAUAUGUCAAGUCAGACCUCAGAUUCAUCGAGGUUGUAGAAAAUGUGUGUCAGAGGCUGUUAGAGUACAAUCUACACAAGGAGAGAAGUGGAAGUAACCGCUUUGCCAAGGGCAUGUCGGAGACCUUUUCCACGCUUCAUGGUUUGGUGAAUAAAGGUGUGAACGUGGUGAUGGAUAUUCCCUUUGAGCUGUGGAACGAGACUUCAGCGGAAGUGGCCGACCUUAAAAAACAGUGCGACGUCAUGAUAGAGGAGUAUGAGGACGUGAUUGAGGACUGGUACAGAGGAAGCCAGGAGGAAGACCUGACCAAGCAUUUGUGUGAGAAACACGUUCUUAAAGGACAAGACGCAGCCUGUCUGAAUGAGAACUGGACCCCAAAGAAGAAGGGAGACCAGGCAGCCAUUGCGGAGGACAAGAAGAAGAAGAAAAAGAAGAAGGGAGGGAAGAAGGGAGAGGGAGGAGAUGGCGGCUCGGAGGGAGAGAAGGCGACCAAGAAGAAGAAGGAGAAGAAGGUGAAGAAGAAGAAAAAGAGCAAAGCUCCGGUGGAGAAGACGGAUGGAGGGGUGUCGUCGGACGAGGAGAUCCAGCCACAGAUGCCUCUGUCUGGGCAGAAGACGGAGCUGUGAGCCCUGGGUCCUGCCUGGAUCGGGAUCAGCUCUCCUAUUCAAAACUAAACGCUUGGGAAAAGCAGUCUGCAGCUUCUCGAAACGUCUUUGUCAAACUGAGGUUCAAGUCGCUGAUUUUUGCUAAACGAGAUCUUGUACUGUUACGCGGUUUUAAAAGUUUUUUUUAUUUCAGUUUCUGACGGAAACAUGUUGCCGUUUCUUGGUGUGUGAGAAAUCAGCCAUAUCAUGAAAAUCUAUAACCAAUUAUCCACACUAUAGAGUUUUUAAGGUUUAUUUUUGUGAUUAUUGGGCAUGGGUGUUUUGAAAUUUAGGUUAAUGUCGAUGGAACUUGCAGGCACCCCUUUUAGCAAUCGUUUCUCUUCAUCAUUUAUGAUGACAUCACACCCUCCAAGUGAACUGCUGAGAUCUGGGAGGGUGUUGCCAUCACUACAAUAAAGUGUAAAUGGAAAAAUUACGCAUAAUCGGGACGUCACUCUGUGCGAUUACAUAACUGCAAAAAUUGUGCGAUUUAAGUAAAUAAAAAGGUGUGCUGUGUGUGUGACGCUCUGUGUGCACUGCAGUUUCCACGUUGUAACAGCCUUCACUUUACCGACAGUAUUUACAACAGAUGAAGCCGCCGUGUCUUAAGAAGCUUGGUGUAACUCACUUUACGUUGUCUUUGCGGUCUCUUUGUCCUCUCGCUUUUCAAAAUUUCAGUAGUUUAUUUUCUGCAUUUUCCAUGAUAAUCAAGUAAACUCACCCUACAUCUGUGUUUCUCUGGUUUCUAUGGUUAUAAAUGGAAUAUCUUUCGGUUUUGGACUAGAGCUGUGAUCAGGCCCAAAAAUAUCAGUGACCCUACAUGAGCCCCUGCAUAGAUCUGUCCAAGCCCUCCCCGAGCCCGAGCCACAGUGGCAGUUUUUUCGCCCGAGCCUGCUUAAAAACCUGAAUAUACACUGCUUUUUUUUAAUCUAUUUGUGUAAGUUAAAUAGAUAUCCAGAAGAUGGCAGUCACAUUCAGUGGUACACACACACACACACCAUACAUUCUCCAUGACAUUACACAGACUAUAACUAAAAAAAUAAAUAGACAUUGUGACAUUUGUGCAAACCCGACCCAAUUCAAGCCCCGGGGAAUUUUGCUAGGGGCCAAUCGGCUUUGGGCAGAGAAUCAAAACUCUAUUUUGGACUGUUGGUCUGACAAAAAGAAGCAAUCUGAACAUGUCACAGUGGUCUCUAGGAACAUGUGAUUUUCACCAUUUUAAAUUUUAUGAACUAAAUGAUUUAUUAUUAGAUAAAAUAAUUAACUGCAUCAUUAGUUGCAGAUCUCUAAAAUCUUCCUCUUCUGUGUGACAAUGUUGACUGCCUGUUGGGUCUCACAGUGCUGUAUGCUGACAUCCAGCUGAAACCUGUGAUUGCAGUACGUAGAUGAUUUUGGAGAACUUGACCCUCAGAGCUUCAGAUCUGUAAGGGAAUUCAGUUUUCUUUUCCGGUCACUUGAAUGUAGAUGUAGAUUUGCGGUGGGGCUUCCAUGCUGUAUUACCCCAUAAUGUGAAUUUGUAUGUUUGUCCACAUUUUUGCUGUUUUAAAAACUCUCUUAUAUUUACUGGCAUAUUCAUUCUAUCUGAAAACUGGGACUUUUAAAUGAUUUGUUUUUGGUUAAUUUAUUAUUUAGGACCUUUUAGAACUUCUCAGAUUGUUUUUCCUGAGGCAGUCAACACUCUACCUGAAACAUACAUUGGUCCAAACUGAGAAUUGCUUUUCCUUAAAAUAUUUUAAAUAUUGUAAUAUUUGGAAUCCGUAGAGGAAACUAAAUUGAUGCAACCAGAUAGCCCAUAUUUUUUCCCUUCAAAUAUGUGAUCUUGAGGUCUCCGAUUCAGUGAAACUCCUCUUUAAUAUGUAAAUACAUGUGAGGUACCCUUUUUAAUGUCAGUGAUUUGUGUAUUUGUAAUUGUUUGAUUUCCAUUUGUUUUGUCUCUGCUUAUGUGUGUGUGCUGCUAUUUAAGGUGUGUGUGUGUGUGUGUGUGUGUGUGUGUGUGUGUGUGUGUGUGUGUGUGUGUGUGUGUGUGUGUGUGUGUUUUGCAUUUUUCCAAGUGUGUUUGUCUGUGUGUUUUUACAGAUUUGUAUUCUGAAGUAAAAUGCUGGCCGUGUUCCAUUGGCGUCGCUUUUUAAAAACCACGAGCAGACACAUCAGUGGGUCAAUAAACAGGUUUGAACGCUGUAAAAAAAA
Sander lucioperca (pikeperch) is the source of this 3222-nucleotide messenger RNA. RefSeq names its product canopy FGF signaling regulator 3 (gene cnpy3). The record is from RefSeq and is a predicted model, not a curated record. The transcript has 6 exons. Gene Ontology annotation, cellular component: endomembrane system. The coding region runs from base 175 to 1017 and encodes 280 amino acids. Lineage: Eukaryota; Metazoa; Chordata; Actinopteri; Perciformes; Percidae. Gene Ontology annotation, molecular function: signaling receptor binding.